Molecule: messenger RNA, 1029 nt
Organism: Fusarium sp. VM40
Lineage: Eukaryota; Fungi; Ascomycota; Sordariomycetes; Hypocreales; Nectriaceae
Source: the annotation of a GenBank genome assembly
AUGGCACCUAACAAGAGAGCAGGGAAGCAAAAGACUGCUCAUUUUGAUGAUAAAAAGAAUGACCCCCCCCCUUCGCCUUUCAAGCGACCCCCUGAGGUCCUGGGGCCUUUUAUCGAAUCUUUGGAUAAGAAGCAUGUCUAUAUCACACACAUCGACAACAAGCCCGCAGCCUUCAAACGAAAGAUCUUUCUCGUGCCCGUUGGUAUGAACGUGGUUGUUGUACUGCUCUUUAUUCUACGUAUGUGGUGGAUUGUCCCCUGGUACUGGCAACUCAUGAUGACCGGUCUUGGUCAUGAAAACGAAACAACCUGGAACACCACAGACUCAACAUGGUCCGAAAUUGCUUGGGAAAUCGGAAAACGUACCGGGACUAUGAUCAUUGACUUCGCCCUGUUCAUCUUCGUCUGGCCGUGGCCUGUGGAAUUUGUCGCUGGCCAAGCUCGUGGCAACCCUUGUCAAUGGCGAUGGCAAGUUGGUUUUCGUGAACAGGAGAUCUACGUACGUCGAAGCCGAGGAUGGGACCAGGCUCUCACAGACAUCCUGUCGGAUAAGGACUCUAACAAGAUUCUACUUACUUACGUGGAUCUCGCAACCUCCCCUAUUCUCCAGGAGCAGAAGACUGGAUAUCUCCUGAUGAACGCUUACUGGGAUCUUGACUGGGCACGCAUGGUAUAUGCGCACCGUCUUGUCGACAAAAAGGAAAUUGCUCUCGAGGCCUUCAAGAAUGUUGUUCUUGUUCACCAUGCGGAAUACGGUUGGAUAUGCUAUGAUGUGCGCGGCACUACUACUUCCGGAGAGGACGAGCGACGACGCCAAGUCUUUGCUUUUCGGGAUGCACUCACAGAGCUCGGAAAGGAAAAUUUGUUCUACCGUUGGGUUGAGAUUGUUCAGUUUGAAGCUACGCAGCCUGGCGGGUUUGGUCCCAAGGAACAAGAGGUGGCAGCCAAGAGGAUCCGAGAGUUAUUCGAGAACGACGGGAUCAACUUUGAUGAGCUUUGGAAAAAGAGUGUUGGCUCCAUGCCGUCAUAA